Molecule: messenger RNA, 2346 nt
Organism: Rhineura floridana
Lineage: Eukaryota; Metazoa; Chordata; Lepidosauria; Squamata; Rhineuridae
Gene: ATG4D
Product: autophagy related 4D cysteine peptidase
Exons: 12
Coding region: 311-1870 (519 amino acids)
Molecular function (GO): protein-phosphatidylethanolamide deconjugating activity
Source: RefSeq, a predicted model, not a curated record
AGGACUAACUUGGUAGGUGGAAGGAAGCGAGGGUCUCUCAGGCAAUGCGUCAUCAUUGACUGAUGCGUACGAGAAAGGGAACCUCUUUUGCGCCUCGUGGCAGGAGCUUCUACUGCUGUUUCACAGCUGGGGAAGUUGUCAUUCGGAGUAGAUCCAGUCGGAGCAGCCUCUUUCCGGGGUGGGGCAUGGAGUUAGCUUAAUCACCCUCCCCGCUUCAGCAUGAUUUCCCAGAGGAAAAUUUCUGCUUCCCUGGUGAUGCAUGUGGAGGUUUCAUCCCAGCCCCUCAGCCUGCACUAGCUUCAGUUGUUAAAUGAAUUCCGUGUCACCCACCUCAGUGCAGUACUUAAGCCAGGAUGAGCUGCACCAUUCAGAUGAAAGGCAACUGUUUAAUCCCAGGUCCAACAGCCAAGAGGGGAAGUAUUCUGGGCUCUUCCCCGGAGGGGGUGCCGCACGCAGUCAACAAAACGAACCUGACGAAGUGGACAAGAUCAAAAGCAAACUCUUCUCUGUUUGGAACAAUGUGAAAUAUGGUUGGACGGUAAAGACCAAAACCAAUUUCAGCAAGCUUUCCCCAAUCCACCUCUUUGGACACAUCUACCACUUUGAACGAGAGGAAGAUGUAGAGCACUUCCAGAAGGACUUUGCAUCCCGUGUCUGGCUGACCUAUCGACGGGAAUUUCAGCAGCUGGAGGGCACCAUGUGGACCACUGACUGUGGCUGGGGCUGCAUGCUGCGUAGUGGGCAGAUGUUGCUUGCUCAGGGUCUUGUUGUCCAUUUCCUUGGCAGAGACUGGACUUGGUCAGAUGCCCUUUACACCACCAGUUUGGCACAGAUGGAGCCCCUGAAAGCCACCUCUCCGUCCUGCCCCAGCGCAGCCAGCCUGCGCCCAGUCCCACCCAUCCCUACUGAUAGGAGCAGGGGCCCCUGGGAGCUGCGGGCUCCUCGGUGCACCUGCUGCCCUGAUGAACUGGAGAAGGAGCGUUAUCACCGGAAGAUUAUCUCAUGGUUUGCGGAUCAGCCUCAAGCACCCUUUGGGAUUCAUCGUCUGGUUGAUCUGGGGCACAGUUCCGGGAAGAGAGCAGGGGACUGGUAUGGGCCUUCUAUUGUUGCCCACAUUAUCAGAGGCGGUCCUGACUCAGAUGUUUCAGCAAAAGGAACUAUUGUGGGUCUUUGCUGUCUUCUGCUUCCUUCUUACAGGAAAGCAGUGGACUGCUGUUCAGAAGCGGGCAACCUGGUGGUGUAUGUGUCUCAGGACUGCACAGUGUACAAAGGGGAUGUGGCAAACCUGGCCAACAGGAGGAAAGACAGGACUGCGUGGGACCCCGAUGCAGAGUGGAAAGCAGUCAUCAUCCUGGUGCCCAUGCGGCUAGGUGGAGAGACUUUUAACCCUGCCUAUGUGGACUGUGUUAAGGAGCUUCUGAGGCUGGAUUUCUGCAUUGGGAUCAUUGGAGGGAAACCGAGGCACUCACUCUACUUUGUUGGAUAUCAAGAUGACUCGCUCCUAUUCCUGGACCCCCACUACUGCCAAUCCUUUGUGGACACCACCAAGGAGAACUUUCCCCUGGAGUCCUUCCACUGUAACUCACCCCGGAAAACAGCCUUCAGCAAGGUGGAUCCCAGCUGCACUAUUGGCUUCUAUGUCAGUCACAGGAGAGAGUUUGAGGGACUGUGCUUGGAAUUGACUCAGGUCCUGAACUCUGCUGCCGCCAAAGAGAAAUAUCCCAUGUUCUCAGUUGUGGAGGGCUGCACUCAGGACUAUGGCUUGGAAGAGCUCUGUUCCCAUCUCUCCCAGCAAACAGUGCAAGGCCAGCAUCCUGGCAAGCGGGGCAGGGCAAAAAAGUCCACCACAGAGGAAUUUGUUGUCUUAUGAUUGCAGGGUUGCCGAUUCCAACACUCCUGACUUACUUAUUUUUAUUUAUAUGGAGGCCUACGGUUCUUUUGGUUCAGGAAAGAGGGUCCCUGUGUCACACCUGCAGUGACUGUCUUCUGCUGCUCUAGCCUGUUGCAUCAGAGCUCCUCAUGCAAGAGGCUAUAACUGAACUGUCCUGGGGACUCCUCAUCCUUAGUCUGCUGCUAGAAGAAAGUCAUGACACUGGAAUAAGUCCAUGAACAUGGGCAAAUGAUAUUGAGCACUAAAACAGCCAUACACGGCAAGAGCCAAGGCAGCUCACAAGUGAGGGGAAGAAAACCGUUGACAAAGGUGCUGCUUUUCUUAACUCAGGUUUGUUUGUGAUCAGCCAAGUGUGCUGUGUGGAUGACUGUGUUGGCAACCCAGACUUUUCCCCUUCAGAGGCAAUGCAACACUCCUUCAGAUUUGUUUCAUUUAAUAAAAGCUCCAAAGAGGUA